Molecule: messenger RNA, 1007 nt
Organism: Rubroshorea leprosula
Lineage: Eukaryota; Viridiplantae; Streptophyta; Magnoliopsida; Malvales; Dipterocarpaceae
Source: the annotation of a GenBank genome assembly
UUCCAUCCCACAAAUAUCUUCUUCUUUAUAUAUAACUUAAAUAUCUUCUUCUUGGGUGUAUCUCCUUUCUGUUGCUGAAAAAUGGGGUCUGCAUUGUUUUACUGCUUUCUUUGUGUUACAGGGCUAUUGCCUGCUCUGUCUUACUCUCAGGAUGACUUUGUUUGCUCCAGAGCAACCUAUUAUGGCAGCCCAGAUUGCUAUGGUACCCCAACUGGAGCUUGUGGGUUUGGUGAGUAUGGAAGGAACAUUUAUGACGGCCAUGUUUCCGGGGUCUCUAAGCUUUGGAGAGACGGCAGUGGCUGUGGUGCUUGCUAUCAGGUGAGGUGCACAAAUGCAGAGCUCUGUGCUGAAGAUGGUGUGAACGUAGUGGUGACUGACCAUGGUGAAGGAGACCACACCGACUUCAUCCUCAGCCCACGCGCCUACGCAUGGAUGGCCAAGUCCAACGACAAGGCCGAGCAGCUCUUUGCUUACGGUGUGGUUGACGUAGAAUUCCGGAGAAUCCCCUGUCGCUACCCCGGUACCAAGACCGUCUUCAAGGUCCAUGAGCACAGCAAUAACCCUAAUUACUUGGCCAUUUUAAUCUUAUACCAAGCUGGCAAAAAUGAUGUCUUGAACAUGCAAAUUUGGCAGGAGGAUUGCAAGGAAUGGCGGAGCAUGAGAAGGGUGUUUGGAACAGUAUUCGACGCAGAGAAUCCACCGAGGGGGCCGGUGUCGUUGAGGUUGCAAGUGACCGGGAGUCAUGGCUCCUACAUAUGGUUGGAGGCUUGGAAUGUCAUUCCAGGUGAUUGGAAGGGUGGGGUUGCUUACCAAUCAGACAUUGAACUCCACUAAGUCUGUUUAAUGGAAUAAUGUCAAUUUCUAGACUACAAAUAGGGACUACCUAGUUUAAUUAGUUCAUAAUUGUGGGAGUGUUAGGCCAAAGUGCUGUGUCUUGCUCAAUAAAAACUGGGAUUUGUGUACUUCUGUUAUGAAUUAAUAUAUGUGAAUAAAGUUCCACUUAGAGC